GAAUAUAUGAGAGAUUAUCUUAUACUAUUUUUCUUCUCUUUUCCUUUUUUUUUCCUUUUUUCUUUUUUUUUAUUUAUCGUACCAAAUCAAAUACCGUAUCAUACAUCAUUUAUUAAUAAUAAUCGCAAUAUGAAGGGAUCGAAAUAUAUGAAGGGAUAAUAAUGAGUAUAAGCUCUUAUAUGAUAUAUUAUCAAUGAUCACAAUUUUUCGGAAUUUUCAAAUAUAUAUAUAUAAAUAUAUAGAUUUUAUCCACGAACUUUAAUACAGAUUUAAACGAAAGAAGGUAUAAGGGGAUUCAAAGUCCAAAAGUUUUCAUUCUACACAGUUACGCCAAUGUUGCUACGAAACGGUCACUAGCAACCCUAUAACCGGGAGGAGGAAGAAAGGAGAAAGGGCCUGAUACAUGAGAGAGAAAGAAAAAGAGAGAGAGAGAGAGGUGAAAGCUGGAAGAAGUAGGGAGGCGGUAACAGAGAAAGAGAGAGAAGAAGGCGAAAAAAGUGAUGUGGUAGUGGCAAAGAAGGAGGAAAAGGAGGAGGAGGAGGAGGAGGAAGAGGUGGUAAUGUUGAAGAAGGUGGUAGUGGUGGAGGAGGAGGAGGAGGAGGAGGAAAAGAAGGAUAGGAGACACAUUAAGAAGGGGAGAAAGAAGUCUAGCAGCUAGCGAACUAACGGGGCUCAUAGCUAGUUCGUUCUCGUAUUCGUUUAUUUCUUGUUGUUUUUUUAGAUAGCCCGGUGCAUCAUUUGUCUAUUUCUUUCAUUUUACAUUUAAGAUCCAAGAAAAUCUCCCUCUCCGAUGAAGUCUCUCUCUCUCUCUCUCUCUCUCUCACACUCUCUGUCUCCUUUGUAACAUAUAUUAUAACUACUAUAUAAAAAUCCAUGAGUAUCUAUUUACAAUGAUAUUGCCAUAAAGUAUUGUUAUUAGUAUCAAUACUUUUAUCAACUUAAAUUACAUCGAAUUUCAAAUCACUUAUAUUUAUUACAUACUAAAUUUGAUUGAUCUUAUAUUAAUAAAAGGAAAAGGAAAAGAAAAAUGGCAAAAGUAAUAUAUUUGUAACAAUUCUUAUCCUUCUAUUAUUCCAUUAACUUUACAUUUAAUUUAGCUUGUCGUCAUUAAUUUCGUCUAAAAUUUGAUACAAUAAAAGGUAUCUCUCCCUCUUUUCUCUUCAUAUAUAUAAAAAAAAAUAUAUAUAUGUAUAUAUGUACAUACCCCCACACUUAGUUACCAUCACCCUAUCUCCCAAUCCAUCUAUCUAUCUCUAUUUCUAUCUGCGUUCAUAAGUCGCGCUGUUAGGGGGUGGUAGUGGGGCUAUGAGAGGGUGACUCGCAUUGCGUAUGUUACACGUCAUCGUCGAGAACGUUGCAGUUAAGAUAGACAGAAACAGUGAUAGAGAGAGGGAAAAAGAGGGGGGUGGGAGGGAUGGAGGGAGGGAAACCGAGGAAAAGAGAGGGGGAGGGAGGUGUGGCACGAAGGGUGGCCGAACUGGGAAGAAAACGUUCAUGGAAAAAAAUGCAUACCAGCAGCAGCGGCGACUCUUACGACGACGACAACGACAACGACAACGACGAUGACGACGAUGACGACGAUGACGACGAUGAUGACCGACGAUGACGACGACAACGACGACACGAAGAUUGUUACGACGAUACAGACGGAGUUUGUUUACAUGUGUACGUGCUCGUGCGCAUGCUCGUGUUUUUUACUAGUAGUAGUAAUAAUAAUAGUGUGGUGGUAAUAGUAGUAGUAGUAGUGUAGUAAUGGUAAUAGUAGUAGUAAUAGUAAUAGUGUAGUAGUACUACGUGUCGUCAAACGAACGACUAGGGCGAGGUAGAGGGUCGGUGUAUUGGCCAAGUAGUGGGGGCAGGGGUUAAGAGGGGGAGGGGGAAAGAACGAGAGUGCAAGAAAGAUAGCGAUAGAUAGAGAUAGAACGAAAGGAGGAAGGGACACGGGCUAGCCCUGCCCAUAUGAAAGAGAGUAAAAGAGAUAGGAGAUAUGUAUAUAAUGGUAGAAAGAGAGAAAGCUAAACUGCUUUCCAUCCCCCAGAACGCAUCCUACGUAAGCCGGAGCUGUGUUAGCUCUUCAUCGUGGGUUCAGUCUCUCUAAAUGUGGCAUAUCAACGUGGUUACUUUUAUUCGCGCUCUCGAUCGAAACCGGGAAAAACUUACAAUGAAAGCGAUUGUCGUAAUGUGAAAUUUACCGACGCUACGAACGCGUCGUCGUCCGUCGUCGUCGUCGUCGUCGUGGUCGUCGUCGUCAUCGUCGUGUCGUCGUCGUCGUUGUCGUCGUCGUGUGUCGUGUGUCGUCGUCCGUCGUAUUUCAAAAUACAUAUACAUAAACACACACACACACACAUACAUAUAAUAUUUUCGUUCGACGUUCAUUCGUUCUUUACGAAAAGAAUUUUCUUUUUUUUUUCUUUCACUUAGAGAAUCUUGUUUGGCUGGAUGAAAGAUCGUGUUCAACUGAUAAGAAGACUCGCUCGUUUGAUCGGUGCAUAUACAAAAUUAGAAUGGCGAGCGCAUCGCAACAAUAUUGUCUCCGUUGGAACAACCACCGAUCGAACUUGCUUACUGUCUUUGACGAACUUCUACAAAAUGAGGCAUUCACCGACGUUACCUUGGCUGUGGACGGUGGUCUCUCUGUAAAGUGUCACAAAAUGGUCCUAGCAGCUUGUUCAUCAUAUUUCCAGACGCUUUUUAUCGAUCUACCAUGUAAACAUCCAAUCGUAGUACUCAAAGAUGUGAAAUAUUGUGAGAUCAAGGCAAUAUUAGAAUACAUGUAUCGUGGAGAGGUAAAUGUCGCCCAGGAACAACUCGCUGGUUUAUUAAAAGUUGCUGAAGUUUUAAAAGUCAAGGGUCUUGUUGAGGAAAAUGGUUCAUCUCAUGAACAACGAAACGAAGAACUCGAAACGUCGAUGUCACCACCACCAGCGAUCAGCACUAGCACAACCAACAGUAUUGCGCAUAGCAGUGGCCAUAUUUCACCACCCCAUUCAACCGGAAGUUCUUAUAAUCCAUACGGUAAAUCAUCUACGAUGCCAAUUGAUAGAGGAUGUAUGUCCUUACCGAUGUGGGCAUUGUCAGGACUACCACUUCCACAACAUGCGACUUCCAGUCAUCAGGCAAGCUCUCAAUCACAUUCGCAACAUUCCACUAUCGUGGGUACUUCUUACGACAACGGUUUCGAAACGUCAUCGCCCAUAAAUCCAAAACGAAAAAAAUAUUGUACAUCAAAUGUCAUGAUGAAUCGAGACACGCCGAUAUUGCGAACAGUUUUGGGUCAAGGGCAUGCUGAUAGUUCACAGAACAUGACCCUUAUGCCACCAGAUAGUCAUGAUAAUAACUUCCGUACUAAUGCCAAUGGAUCGUCAACUGAAAAUUCCAGACGAGAUAGCAGCGAUCUUCCCAAUUCUGAACCAGUUCAUAGUCCUUACACCGACGUUUCCAUGAUAGACGAAGAAGACAAACAACCAUCACCUCAACCCUACGUCGAUACUAACGCAGGUACUGACGUAUCUAAUCCAAUUGUAGGUGUGGUUAGUUACAUCACAACCCAGAAGCCCGAAUGGAAACGUUAUAAACAAUAUACACGGCACGACAUCAUGUCAGCAAUCGAGGCAGUAAGAUCAGGAAUGAGUGCAUUACAAGCGGCGAGAAAGUACGGUGUCCCAUCGCGUACACUUUACGAUAAAGUAAAAAAACUUGGUAUCACGACCUCCCGACCUUUUAAGCGCGGUUCGAACGGUGCUGGAGGAGCUUGUUUUCCCUAUGGUAUCGGUGGAAACGCAAACGGCAGCAUUUAUGGUAUCAACAGUAGUACUCUAUCGGAAAGUGAAAAUGAAAACAGCAACGCCCUAUACGAGAGUUCUUCCACCAUUUUGGAAACGAAUUACGUUAAGAGCAGGGAUACCUCGACUGAACGUGAAUCCAACAUGGAAACUGGUCAAUCUAGUCCAACUUCAGGACUUCAUUUGAUCAAAGAAGAACCUCAACAAAGGAACGACGAUCAGGUUGAGGAUCUUUCGGUAAAUCGUAAGUCGGAUAUACGAGUAAUAAUACCACCAUCGUCGAACAUCAAAGAGGAAGAUGAUAUUUCCGAUAAUUCUAAUCGUAAUUGAUAAUUAUCAUGAAAUUAAAAAGAUACGACGAUGCUGAUUCUACACACGUAGGGUGAUAUACUCUAAAAAAAAACCUCAGUAGUAGAUAUCGAUAGAAGUAAUAUACGAGUAAGUUAAAAUGAAUACUUUCAAAUCUAACCAGAUGUCUCCUGAUUAGCUUCGAGACUCAAAAGUAUGGACCAUAUUCUUACAUAACGUAAAAUAUUCAACAAUAUUUCCAAGAAAAAUAUUUUCUUUGUUAAAAUAUUUUCUUUGUUGAAAAGCCAAUAUAAUAUUAGUGGCCUUACGUAUGUUAUUCUACGACGGAUUUUUUCGAAUGUGUUGAAAGGAGAAAAAGAUAAAAAAAAAGAAAAAGAAAAAAAAACAGUGAAAAAAAAAAGAGUAAAAGAAAAAGAUUAUAAAAGUAUCGUUGUAAUAAAGGGUAUAGUAAAUAUUUAGUGCCGAACACGUUAUGAAAAAGACUCAAAAUUAUAUUCCUCGUAUCUUUGACGAUCUCAUUGUUAAAUGAGUCUUUUAACGAAUGGUAUCUAAAUAUUGAUUAAUUAUGUUUACUUUCAGCACAUCGAUUAUCUCAUUAAUUGCUCAGGGAACAAUUAGCUUAAGCUCUUCUCGUAGGAUUAUGAUAAACGACGUUUUCGUUUCCUCAAUUUUGCGUAAAUGCCUUAAAAAAGACAUUUGCUUAUAAUAAUUAAAAUUCCGCGAAUGUCGUUUAUAUAUAAUUAAGACUCGAGACUUAACGAGGCUAACUCGUUAAUCUACAAUAAGACUGAAUGCGCGUCGUUGAUCCAAGAGACUGAACGUGUAUUUAACACAUGUGUUCAAAAAUUGUUAAAGGCUUAUUAAUGCUCUUGAGAUUUCUUAAACAUAAUCUACCUCAUCAAAGAAUGAUAACUAUGUAUAGUAUCUUUGAUAUAUAUUUCUUUUUUUUCCCUUACUUAUUGUAUAAAUGAGAAAGAAGAAAAAAAAAAGAAGAAGUAAGGGAACAGAAGAAAAGAAAAGAAAAAGAAGAAACAAAAGCAAAAUAGAAAAGUAAGAGAUUUAAAAAAAAAAAGAAACCGUCCCACUGGAUAUACUGGGAAGAAAGAUUCGGAAGAAUUAGCAUACUGCAUUUUUUAUUAACGUUUUCUUUUUAUUUUCUUUCUUUCUUUUUUUUUCUUCGUUUUUUUUUUCAAUGAAUAAAGUACAAGAAAAUGCAACAUAGAAAUUUUAGAGUUAUAUUAGCAAAUAUACAACGAGUUCUCUCUCUCUCUCUCUCUCUCUCUUUAUUUAUCUAUCUAUCUUUUUCUGUCUCUCUUUCUCUCUUCCUCUCUUUCUUUCUUUCUUUCUUUCUUUCUUUCUUUCUUUCUUUCUUUCUCUCUCUCUAUUGUCGCGAUAUGAAAGUUAAUAUAAUCAAGUAUAACCACGAGCCACUAUUAAAUGGGACGAUGAUAAUAUUAAUAAUAAGAGUAUGAAUAUAAGAAAAAGCAGAGGCAUAGGACAGAAAUAUUUAAUAUCGCCGAAAGUUUUUAACAUUUAACGGGGUAAAAGUUUUAUUGAGUUACAUAAGCUUUAAAAGCUUUUGAGCCAGUGAUUGUUUUUAAAAAAUAAAUGAGUAUUCAAAUUAUAUAUAUAUUAUAUAUAUAUUAUAUAUUUUUAAUAUUGUGAUUCAAUUUUAAUUUGCAAUCGUUAAAUAAUGAAUAAAUGCUAUCCUAAUAAGAGAGAGAAACGUACGGUAUAAGAGUAAAACAAGAUAUUCAUAAAUUUUUGGAUAAGAAAUUAUAUAUUAUUUUUCAUCGUUUUCUUAUUUACUUUUUUUUUUUUUUAUCAUAGAUAUAUAUUUUUACGUAGAGUGAAAGGCUCUUAUAAAUAUAGCACAUAUAUAAGUAUAUAUAUACAUAUAUAUGUAUAUAUAUAUAUAAAUAUAAAUAUAAAUAUAUAUAUAUUUAUUUGUUUAUAUAUAUACAUAUAUAAAGGUUGCGUCUAAUAACACGAUAAUUAAUUAUAAGUUCUUUAUCAACGAUCGAGAAGUCAGGAGUCAAUAUUUUUCUUUUUUUACAUUUUUUUUUCCAUCAUUCUAGUCACUCUGCUGAAAAAAUCAUUUCAACUUUGUCUUCGUAUAAUAAUGAAGAAAAAGGAGAAGUAGAAGAAGAAGAAAAGAAAAGAAAAGAAAAUAUUGCCAUAAAUUAUUAAUCCAUGCAACGAUCAUCAAACAGUUUCUUUCGAUCUAAAAAUUAAAGAAUUUAUUGUAUAAUUAUUGUGUUUCACGAUACACACCCUAUAUAUAUAUAUAUGUAUAUAUAUACAUACAUACACACACAUAUAUAUAUGUAUGUAUGUAUAUAUAUAUAUAUUUGUAUAUAUAUAUAUAUGAUUAGUAGACUUUGAAUUAAUUUCGUUAACGACUGACAUAGAACUGUUAAUUUUGUUAGUUAGUAUAAGGUAUUUUGCUAUUGUUACUGAUCAUGGCCCUGGGAUACAGCUGCAAUAUUGUUCAAUACAUAUCUAUGUUAUAACAUUAGCAGAACUAUCUACCUCAUGAUAUAAUGAACAAUAAUAAUGUUCGAUUACUGAAAGACUGAAAUGCCGAUUAUCCAUGUUAUCAUCUUGAUGAAACUUAUUUGCAAAGCAUUCAUAAUAUAUAAAUAUAUGCGUCAUAUGCGCCAAAUCAUAACAAGAAUACAAAAAUUUUAUUAUAUUAAUUAGAAAUAUAGUAUGUAUAUAUAUAUGUAUAUAUAUAUGUAUAUAUAUAUGUAUAUAUAUAUAUAUACAUAUUAUUUUAUAUUAUAUAUUAUGUUAUAUUUAAUAGAGAUACGGGUUUUGAUGAUAGCAAUCUUACAUAUAAUACGAUUAAGAGAGCUUUGUGCUUUGCCUUUAAUUAAGUGGUCUAAUGUCUGGAUUUUAUAAUGCAUCAUGUACUAUUAUGAAAACAAAAAAAAAAGAAAAAAAAAUUUAUAUUUAGGAAUAUGUUCGGAACAAGUUGUAAUCGUAAUCGUUUUUAUUCAAUUGGCAUGUCUACAUUUCGCACUUUCAAAUCAUUGCUAAAUAAUUGUGUGUUUCAUUACUUUUAUGUUGUGACAAAAGUGAUUAUUUAAGAUGAUACAUUUGUAUGCACGUUAUAAUUAAUUAACCACACUGGAUUUCCUUAAGUAAAAAAAUAAAUGCAUAAAAGUAUGUGUAUAUAAUAGUAAAGAAAGAAAAAAAAAUAAGAAAAAAAGAAACAUUGAAAUUGUUCG
Molecule: messenger RNA, 7324 nt
Organism: Vespa crabro (European hornet)
Lineage: Eukaryota; Metazoa; Arthropoda; Insecta; Hymenoptera; Vespidae
Product: protein tramtrack, beta isoform-like
Exons: 4
Coding region: 2505-4112 (535 amino acids)
Biological process (GO): regulation of transcription by RNA polymerase II
Cellular component (GO): nucleus
Molecular function (GO): DNA binding; protein binding
Source: RefSeq, a predicted model, not a curated record